This is a messenger RNA of Musca vetustissima, 1023 nucleotides long. RefSeq lists its product as uncharacterized. The annotation marks the transcript as partial. Lineage: Eukaryota; Metazoa; Arthropoda; Insecta; Diptera; Muscidae. The record is from RefSeq and is a predicted model, not a curated record. The transcript is spliced from 2 exons.
AUGGUUCAAAAUUCAAAUGGUGAUACGCAGCAUAAAGAACAAAAUAACAACAACAAUGGCGACUUUCCAGAUAAACCGGAAUGGUUAACACCAGAAUUGUUUAGUGAUUUCUUAAAAAAUGAUUAUCCAAAUUAUACAAAAAUUACCAACUUUGAUGUUAAGCGGGCAGUGGCUGCAGGUGAAAAUUUUAUGACCACCUUAUUAAGAAUACAUUUAGAAGUUGAAUUGCCCGACUCGAGCACCAAAUCCACAUCCUAUAUGGUGAAAAUAAAACCCAACACUCAACAAAUGGAAAAUAUGAUCAAAGAAUGGCAAAUAUUUGAAAAGGAGCAGGCAACCUAUUCCAAAUAUAUACCCAAAUUCGAAGAAUUCUAUUCGAAUGUGGGGAAGACUGUGCGGUUUGCUCCAAAAUUACUGGAAUUGAAAAAUGCCACCCAUAACGAUUAUUUACUUAUUAUGGAAGAUUUACGUUUGCAUGAUUUUAAAAAUGCCAAUCGGCAUUUGGGUCUUGAUAUCGCACACACAAAGGCAGUACUUGAAAAAUUGGCACAAUUUCAUGCUGCAUCAGCACGUUAUGUUGAAUCGGUGGAGGAAUUCCCCAAAAUGUACGACCAGUGUGUGGUGGCGGAGAAGGAUGAGUUUGUAGAACAUCGUCUGAAUGCUGGAAAAACCUUUAGAGAUAAUAUGCAUUUGUAUGGUGAUUUGGAAUAUUUACGAGAGAAAUUGAAAAAAUGCGUUGAAUCUCAAUCGGACCCAUAUCAAAUCAAAUCAAAACGAAAUCCCGCCGAAUUUAAUGUACUAAAUCAUGGUGAUUUAUGGGUAAACAAUAUUAUGUUCCAAUAUCAUGAAGAUGGCGCGCUGAAAGAGACCUAUUUCAUUGAUUUCCAAUUGGGUCGCUAUGGAUCGCCGGCACAGGAUUUACAAUAUUUUCUUUACUCAUCAACCAAUUUGGAAAUUAAAUUAAAACAUUUUGAUUAUUUCAUUGCCUAUUAUCAUGAAAAAUUAGUGGAGAGUUUGAAAUUA